This is a messenger RNA of Hyaloscypha bicolor E, 2076 nucleotides long. RefSeq lists its product as uncharacterized. Gene Ontology annotation, biological process: regulation of DNA-templated transcription. Lineage: Eukaryota; Fungi; Ascomycota; Leotiomycetes; Helotiales; Hyaloscyphaceae. Gene Ontology annotation, molecular function: DNA-binding transcription factor activity, RNA polymerase II-specific; zinc ion binding. The transcript has 4 exons. Bases 1 to 2076 code for a protein of 691 amino acids. The record is from RefSeq and is a predicted model, not a curated record.
AUGUUACAUGGCCUGCCUGGGACUCACUUAUCACAUGGACGAUCAGCAACCUCUUACAAUAGACGACGAGCGAGCAACGCUUGCCUCGUGUGCCGGUCGCGCAAAACCAAAUGUGAUAAUCAGCGGCCAAGAUGCGGCUUUUGCGUCUCAAACGGGGGAAAUUGCCGCUAUGUAGACUCAGACCCCUCUCAGCUCGAUCGCUCUACCCUUACGAUUCUUGAACGAAUUAGCCAGUUGGAAUCAUCACUCAUCAACCAUAUUGAUUCCAAAUUGGAAGAUAGAGCUUUCUCACCUACCAACGAGCAAUUCCCGGGUGAGCCAAGAGACUUGCAUGAUUAUGCCUAUCAAACCCAGGGGCACAUAGUAACUUCAAGACCAUAUGAAAGCCCAACCACCGGAUCCGUCGAUUGGAGGUCCCCUGCUGUGAGUGGAAUCGUCCAAAACAAUCCGGGUACUCCCGUCGUCGUCCCUUCGGAUGACGCACCGCCAUCAGCUGAAGUACUACUUCGGGCAUCUGAAAUGUCAAUCGAGUCUAUAUUGAAAUGGCCAAUCUUCCCGGAAGCUGCUCCACAUCUGGUCGCAACGCUUGAAAUUCCACUCAUCGAAGUCGUCGACCGACCAAGGCCAAACAAUAUACGCCAGCAAAGUUCAGCACUUCCGGAUCUCAGCCCUGACACCAUCAAUUGCCUCGUUCAGAAUUUUCUGAAUAACAAUCACAUUAAAAAUCCCGUUUUAGAUGUCAAGGCACUUUGGGCUGAUGCCAGAGAAUUUGCCGAGUCAGGUCCACAAUGGGAUGCAAGAAGUUGUUUACUAUUGCUUGUCUGCGCAAUCAGUACAUUGUCAGCACCACUCACCGACGAACUUUCGCCCGGAGUUUCCAAGCAACAAGAGAGACUCUUAACAGCAGAGGCGUACUUUCUAGCGUCCCAACGACGUAUUGGGAUGCUCUGCCACGAGAAUUCGUUCAUCGGGGCACAAUGCUCAUUUCUAAGUGCGGUGUAUCUGUUGUCAACAUUGAGAAUCCUUGCGGCGUGGAAAUGUUUUGUCCAAGCAGGGUCACAAUGCCUAGCAUGGCUGACUAGUCAAGGUCGUAUGACUCGGGAUAACAAGCUGAAAGCAAAUAUCUCUUUCGGGGGAGAUAUGCUAUGGCAGCAGAAUGAGAACGAAAGGGCGCAUCAUAUAGAGGAAAGCUUAUAUUGGAGCUGUCUGAAAAGCGAAAUGUUCCACCUGAGGCUACCUGGCUCAGGUCUCGGAGAGGUCGACUAUCCUCAUCUUUAUCCAUCGCCCCCACAGGAUGUGCCAGAUAUUUAUGAUCACACUUCUCCAUCUUCGGCGAGUUCGCGGUCGUUCUCGAACCCAGAACAAACGCAUGUGGAUCGCCAGAAUCUGCAGCUGGCCUGGUACUUCUACCUUGCAGAAAUUGCAAUGAAGCGAAAAUUAAACAACCUUCUGGUUUGGCGAUACGAUAACAGAUCAGAGGGAGAAUUAUUAGACCAAAAGAGCAAAGACCUCAGGUUGCAACGGAGUGUAGUCGAAUUUGAAAGGCAGAAUGAAGACUGGUAUCAUAUGUUGCCAGCGCAGAUGAAGUUCCCGCAGGAUUCGAACGUGCCGUCAAAUGAUAUUCUCCGUCUCAUAUUGCGUGGACAUAUGAAUGACAUCAGAGAUUUCGUUCGAUUUCCAGCACUCGAAGAAGUCCUUGCAUUAAACCCACAUGCUCUCCUGAGAAGCUUCAGUCCAGUCCAGCUCCAGCUUACUCGGGAGUGCUUACAGAUAGCUGUAGAAAGCAUAGAAGCAAAUCGAGAGUCAUUCUUUCAUCGCCACCAGGGCACAUGGUUGAUGGCUCGAACUUGUACCAGGAGUUCCCUGAUAUUGCUAGCCAUGGCUUUGAGAUGCCAGGCGGAAGCACAAUCUACUGGGGUAAUGGCCAUAGAGUUGGAAGAAAUGAUGCUGCCAUCGCGGUGGAGAAAGGUUGUUGAGCAGACAGUUGAGGUACUUAAGUAUUGGUCGGAUGAGAGCAAUGAUUUGGCGCGAUUGAAUGACCUGUUGCGGGACUUACUUCACACGUACGAUUCAUGA